Messenger RNA from Trichoderma virens Gv29-8, 1074 nucleotides. RefSeq lists its product as uncharacterized. Bases 1 to 1074 code for a protein of 357 amino acids. NCBI's taxonomy places the organism in Eukaryota, Fungi, Ascomycota, Sordariomycetes, Hypocreales, Hypocreaceae. The transcript has a single exon. Gene Ontology annotation, molecular function: arylformamidase activity. The record is from RefSeq and is a predicted model, not a curated record.
AUGCAUACGCGUCCUGUCUCAGACAUAGAGUCCAUUAGGUUGUUACCCGAAACCUCGGGUAACCCUGUCAAUCUUAAUUCCCUAUCGUUCGACCGUCUUCCAAAUCCCCGCCAAGUCUGGCCAUUUCCAUCCCGAUCGACUGAAGAGGGCUUGGGCCGCCUUGUCCUUCUCACCCCCGAUGUUGUGGCAUCUGCUGCUUCAUCAUGUAUCAAAACUGGCCGUCGUACAUCUCUUAACUGGGACCUCACGAAGCUAGAUGUCGCCAACUUCAACCGGGCCCCAGCACAGCACCACAUCAUUCCCCUCCUUAACGGUACGGCUUUUGAUGAUCUCUACGUGUUCAAUCCGCAGCAGUCUUCACAGUGGGAUGGGCUGCGCCACUUCUCGGCGCCCUUUCCUACAAAGGAAAAUCCCAAGCAGCGACUUUUCUAUGGUGGUGUCACUUCGGCCGAGAUUGAAGAUCGAAAGAAUACGCGCAUUGGAAUCCAACAUUGGGCAAAACAGGGUAUAUGUGGUCGAGGCGUGCUUCUUGACUAUGUUUCUUACGCAGAGCGGCAUGGAAUAGAGUACAGCACCUUUUCCAGCCAUGGAGUGUCGCUAGAGGUUCUUCUCAAAAUUGCGAAAGAAGAAGAUAUUACUUUCCGUCAGGGUGAUAUUCUCUUUAUUCGCAUAGGAGUCACGAAAGAGUGGGAUACCAAAAUGACUCCAGCAGAUAAACUUGCGUAUGCACAAAGUUCGAACCCUCUCCAUGCGGGCGUUGAGGGCACAGAAGAAGUUCUAAAAUGGAUUUGGAACACCAAAUUCUCUGCUGUUGCAAGUGACGCCAUAUCCUUUGAGGUUUAUCCUCCGAAAGAGUCAUACUCGCGCUAUGGAGACCAGGCAGAUGCGCCCGGCGUAUUUCUGCAUGAGUAUUUAAUUGCUGGAUGGGGCAUGCCUGUCGGUGAACUAUUCGACUUGGAGGAACUUAGUCGAAUUUGUCAAGAGGAACACAGAUGGGAAUUUUUCGUCGUUGCAUCACCGCUCAACAUGCCUGGUGGGGUUAGCAGCCCUCCAAAUUGUAUCGCCAUUUUUUGA